AUGUCUUCAUUGGAUUGGCUGAGCGUAAGCGGUAUUCGUUCUUUUGAUCAUACCGGAGAGCCUCAAAUUAUUAAAUUCUUUAAACCAUUAACAAUUAUUUUGGGAGCAAACGGAUCAGGAAAGACCACACUUAUUGAAUGUUUGAAGUGUGCCACAACUGGUGAGCUCCCUCCCAAUUGUGAUCGUGGAAAAUCAUUCGUUCAUGAUCCAAAAGUAUCAGGAGAUACAGAAGUGAAAGGACAAAUUCGAUUGCAAUUUAAAGCAGCAAAUAAGAAGAAAUAUAUUACUGUUCGUAGCUUUCAAGUUACGCAAAAAAAGAAAACCACACAAUUUAAACAGCUAGAAUCAGUCCUCUCUACAAAGGGAGAGGAUGGAGAAACCAAAAGCAGUAGCUACAAAUGCACAGAUAUGGAUAAAUUAAUUCCUGAAUUAAUGGGUGUGAGCAAAGCAAUAUUAGAGAAUGUGAUUUUUUGUCACCAAGAAGACGUAAAUUGGCCGCUCAGUGAAAGUACUGUACUAAAGAAAAAACUCGAUGAUAUCUUUUCUAGCACUAGAUAUUCUAAGGCUUUAGAAGCUAUCAAAAAAACCAAGAAAGACAUUACACAACAAUUGGCAGAGCACGAAAAAGAUUUGGCUGUAGCAGAGACCGAGAGAAAUCAAAGCGUAAAGUUACGCAAGGAAGCAGAAAAUGAAGUAAUCAAGCUUCAAAAGUUGAAAGAAAAGAUUGAAGACUUGGAUGAAAAGUUGAAUCAAGUAAAUACAGAGAUUGAGAAAUACGAAGGAGUCAUUCAAAAGGUUAAUGCUCUCAAACAAAAGCUUACAUCUGCUGACACAAAAAAGAAAAUGAUGGAAAAAGAUGUCGAAGAAAUGUACCAAAACUUGCAACAAGAAUUCACUGAGACGGAUGAAGAAGUGAAAAAGUAUGAAGAAAAUUUCUCCAAACAGCUCGAACAAUUGAAACAAAGUCAACGCCAGACUGAGAAUGACCUUGCACGGAAUGAAUCAAACAAAAACAGCCUCAAUAUUCAGAUGAACUCUCUCAAGGAGAAUAUGGGAAAGUUAAAAUCCCAAAAGGAAGCUCAUGAGGGUCGUAUUCAUGAUAUUAGCACUGAUAUUAUGGUUCUUUCUCAAAGAUAUCGCAUACCAGGAUAUGAGCAGCUUCCUUUUUCUGAAAGCCAAAUAUUCAGUUUUCUCACUUCACUCGAUCAGCUAUUCCAAAAAGAAAAGAAGGAGCUUGAAAAUAUGAGACGAGAACACAAAUCUGAGCAAGAGAGUCUCUUAAAAGAAACCAACUCUUUCCUUCAACAAAAAGAAAAUAGCACGUCCAAGUUGAAGGCCGCUACCCAACGAAAGACUAUUUUAGAGAAUGAGGCGAAGAAACUUUCAGAAUCUAUCCGAAAUAUUUCUAUCACCGAAGAUGUUGUAGCUGAAAUGGAAAGAGAAUAUUUAGUUUUUGAAAAGCAGGUUAGAGAUAAAGAAGAGAACAAGGAGAUGGACACCAUCAAGAAAGAAAUGGAUUCAAACGCUAAGAGCCAAAAGGAACAAACUUUAAAAAUUUCCAAUCUUAACAAAGAACUGGCUUCAAGAGAAAAGGAAAAAGACAUUAGUUUCAAAAUUCAGAAUUUAAGAGAGGAGCUCAGCAAGCACAAUUCAAGCUUGAAUGAUAAAUUCUCUGAAGUCAGAACAAAAUAUGAAAAGACUUUGGGCAGUGUUGACAAUGAAGUCACAGCCGCAAAUAUUGAAGUUAAGAUUAAGGGACUUAUCAAGAAGGCAACCGACAGAGUUCAAACUCUUACCUCAUCAUUACAAAGCUUGGAAAAAUCACUCUCUGUUCAAAAAUCAAAACUCGAUGCUGCUAACAAUCAAGCACAAAAAAUCAAGAAUGAGAUUGAAAAGAAGCAACAACAUGUAGCUGCUGUUAUUCCCACAGGGAAGAGUUGGGACGAGGCAAUGAAAGAAGCGGAGGAGAAGGUGAAUGACCUAAGAAAUGAAGCAAGUAUGGCAGAGGCAUUAAAGCUUUGCUAUGAAAAUUUCAUUCUCCACGCAAGAAAACACAAACAGUGUUUUGUUUGUGAGAGAGAAUUGCAUACUGAAGAAGAGUGCUUCAAUUUUGAAUCUCUCCAACAAAGCAAAAUGGAGCUAACACCAAAACUAUUGAAAAAAACAAAAGAAAAGCUCGAGUCAGAAAGCUCUGUAUUGGAAAAGCUUAGAGAAAUCAAACCUAUUGUUGCAGAUAUUGAACGGUUGAAAAACUCUGAUCUUCCACAAUCCGAGAUGGAAGCUUCUAACAUUAAGCAAGAGAUUACAAACCUGAAUGAAAAGAUUGAAAAGCUUACAGAUGACAUUAACCAAGCCAAAAACGACGAAAAGAAAACAAGUGAGCUGUUGAAUGGUUGUGGAGAAUUGAAAAUUUUGCAAACGAGCAUCAAAACUACGCAACAACGUAUUACAGAACAAGAGAAUGCACUCAAAAGUCUUGGACUUCCGCAAGAUCUUGUACCAUACGAACAAGUGAAGAAUCAGUUGGAAGAGGCUCAAAGCUCACGAGAAAAGCUUACCCAAAGACAAUCUCAGUUGCAGCAAGAACUCACUCGAUGCCAGAACGAGCUUUCACAAAUGAAAGACAAGUUGAGAGAGAAACAUACUAUCUUACAAAAAUCUCAAUACGAUCUGAAAGAAUUGAAACGUCUCCAGGAUUCUCUUAGUGAAAAACAAGCAGAAAUCAACCAAAAAGUUCAAGAAAUUGAAAAAAUUAACCUUGAAAUACCUACCUUUGAAGAGAAAUAUCAAUCACACAGCAAGAUGUUAAGUGAGAUGAAGGAAAGACAUGGAAAACAAGAAUUCAUACUUGAAGGCACAAUUUCAGACUAUCAACAGGACAUUUCCAAACUAAACGUUUCCAUACAAGAACUCAAGAAAUUCAAGGAUAGAGGUGUCGAAGAGAGUUUGCAAAACGUCGAAUCCCAAAUCACAAAACUUGAUAUACAGAUACAAGAGAAUCAAAGAGAGAACGAAAGGUUGUCUGAACUCCUUAAAAAGUACAAUAGGGGUCUCGAGAAGCAAAAUGUCAUUAAGCAAAACAUCGAAGAUAAUCUGAGAUAUCGACAAAAGAAAAAAGAACUUUCCACUAUUACUUCUGAAUGUGAAACUUUGACUAAACAAAUAGAAAAUAUUACAGGUAGUGAUGCAUCAUUGGACUCUUAUGAAGACAUCAAACAGUUGAAAGAAAAGCAAACCAGAUAUUCCAAUGAAAAAUCUCAAAUCUCAGGAAUGAGAAGUACAAUGAAAGGAAGAGUUAAAGACAUUCAAGAACAGCUGAAUUCUGAUCAGUAUAAGGACAUUGAAAAUAAGUACAAGUCUUUACUCAUUAAGGUUGUUACAACAAAGCAUGCUGUGGAGGACUUAGACAAGUACAUGAAGGCGCUUGAAAAGGCUCUCACAAAAUAUCACAGCAUGAAGAUGGCAGAGAUUAAUGAGAUCAUUAAGGAACUCUGGCAAAAAACAUACAGAGGCAAUGAUAUUGACACCAUCAGUAUCAAGUGUGACACUGAAACAGAGUCUGCCAGAAAAACAUACAACUACCGUGUAGUCAUGGUCAAAGGUGACGUGGAAUUGCCAAUGAGAGGUCGUUCUAGCGCUGGUCAAAAAGUUCUUGCUUGUCUUAUUAUUCGACUUGCACUUGCUGAGGCAUUUAGUAUUGAUUGUGGAAUAUUAGCUCUGGAUGAGCCUACCAAUGCUUUGGAUAUUGAUAACGCCAACAGUUUAGCCGAAUCACUUCGGUUCUUGAUUGAAGACAGAAGGAAACUCUCAAAUUUCCAAUUAAUUGUCAUUACUCAUGAUGAAGAAUUUGUGAGAAAGUUGGGCAGAAGCGAAUUGGCAGAGCACUAUUAUAGAAUUUCAAAAGACCCUAGAACCGGUAGUUCCAUGAUUGAGCAGCAAAAAAUUGUGGACUAG
Messenger RNA from Naegleria fowleri, 3954 nucleotides. RefSeq lists its product as uncharacterized. Bases 1 to 3954 code for a protein of 1317 amino acids. The record is from RefSeq and is a predicted model, not a curated record. Gene Ontology annotation, cellular component: nucleus; Mre11 complex; condensed nuclear chromosome. The transcript has 3 exons. NCBI's taxonomy places the organism in Eukaryota, Heterolobosea, Eutetramitea, Acrasida, Naegleriidae. Gene Ontology annotation, molecular function: ATP hydrolysis activity; G-quadruplex DNA binding; double-stranded telomeric DNA binding. Gene Ontology annotation, biological process: telomere maintenance via recombination; chromosome organization involved in meiotic cell cycle; double-strand break repair.